AUGACAGUAGCAAACAAAAUGAGAAGUAAUGGUGAGGAUAUGCAUGACUCAAAGAUAGUGGAGAAAAUACCUCAAACCUUGACAGCAAGACUCACCUACAUUGUUGUCUCAAUUGAAGAAUCUCAGGACACGGAAGCAAUGUCCAUUGAUGAACUUCAAAGUUUCCUUGUGGUCCAUGAACAAAAAUUCAAAAGAGUCAACCAAGAAGAUGGGCAAGUCCUCACGUCAGAAAGCAGUAGAGGAAGAGGAAGAGGAACCACCCAAGGUCGUGGACGUGGAAGAGGGAGGCAGUCCUUCUCAAAAGCUACAUGGAAUAAGGAAGCAAAUUAUGCAGAAUUAGAUGAAGAGGAAGAGCUUUUGUUGGCUACGACAGAAAAGGGAGUCAUAAGGAACAAUGCUUGGUUUUUGGACUCAGGAUGUUCUAAUCAUAUGUGUGGAGACAAAGGUAUGUUUGCUGAAAUAAAGGCCGACACUCAACAUUUUGUCAAAUGUGGAAACAAUUCUCGAAUGAAAGUAGUUGGAACAGGAAGUGUCAGAUUGAAGUUCAAUGGCACUACCUUUCUCAUAAGUGACGUAUACUAUGUCCCAAAGCUUCAGAAAAAUCUCUUGAGCAUAGGGCAACUGCAAGAAAAAGGUCUUGCCAUCGUCAUACAAAAUGGGGCAUGCAACAUCUAUCAUUCAACUAAAGGCUUGAUUAUAGACACCAACAUGAGUACAAAUCGUAUGUUUAUUCUUUUCAAUGAACGCUCCACCCUUGGAGAAUGUUUACACACUUCCUCUGAUCUCACCUAUUGA
Vigna unguiculata (cowpea) is the source of this 795-nucleotide messenger RNA. RefSeq lists its product as uncharacterized. The record is from RefSeq and is a predicted model, not a curated record. NCBI's taxonomy places the organism in Eukaryota, Viridiplantae, Streptophyta, Magnoliopsida, Fabales, Fabaceae.